Messenger RNA from Tetrapisispora phaffii CBS 4417, 1083 nucleotides. It is a transcript of the gene AHA1, whose product is annotated as Aha1p. Lineage: Eukaryota; Fungi; Ascomycota; Saccharomycetes; Saccharomycetales; Saccharomycetaceae. Gene Ontology annotation, biological process: protein folding; positive regulation of ATP-dependent activity. Gene Ontology annotation, molecular function: protein-folding chaperone binding; ATPase activator activity. Bases 1 to 1083 code for a protein of 360 amino acids. The record is from RefSeq and is a predicted model, not a curated record. Gene Ontology annotation, cellular component: cytosol. The transcript has a single exon.
AUGGCGGUUCAAAAUCCGAAUAAUUGGCAUUGGGUCGACAAGAAUUGUAUCGAAUGGGCAAAGAAAUAUUUAACUAGCAAGUUAGUUGGACAAUCGACUGAUGGUGAUAAAACAAGUAAAUUUGCAGAAAUAUCUAAAGUUUCUUCAAUUGAAGGUGAUUGUGAAGUUAACCAAAGAAAAGGUAAGGUAAUUUCUUUAUUUGAAUUACAAAUUACAAUGCUAAUCAGCGGUAAGGUCGAUGAUCAAGAAUUCGAUGGUUCCAUUAGUGUUCCAGAUAUAUCAUUUGAUUCGGAGAUAACCGAUUAUCAAUUUGAAAUAUCGAUCUAUAAGGAAACUACUAAAUUAAAUGAAAUCAAACCUAUCAUUAGAGAAACAUUAUUACCAAAAUUAAGGGACAUUUUCCAACAAUUUGGUAAAGAUUUAUUAAAAGAAAAUGGAAAUGAUAUCCAAGUCUCUGAAGACAAAGUUACUUCCCAAUAUACCAAAUCUAAUCAACAAGCUAGUUUCAGAAGUGUUGAAGAGAAUGUUGCUACCACAGCAUCCACUACUUCUGCAUCAAAGACUACCAACCCAGCAACCGCUGCUUCCACUGCUACUACCUCUAGUGGUAGUACUACUAACAAGAGUUCUAGCACUAAAUUUGCUUUGGGAACUGGUAAUACCACUUCAAUUCACAUAGAGCCAGUUUUUAAUGUUCCUGCUUCGGAAUUGUAUAUGACAUUCAUUGAAAAAAACCGUGUAAUGGCAUGGAGUAAAUCACCAAUCAAAAUAUCGAAUACAAAGGAUACAGUUUUAAAACUUAAUGAAGAAUUCAAAUUGUUUGGUGGAAAUGUCACAAGUAAAUUGGUUUCCCAAAUUGAAAAUAAAGAAUUAGUAUUCGAAUGGAGAUUAAAUUCAUGGAAUGAUAAAAUCAUUUCUAAAUUAAAAUUAGAAUUCCAUGAAUCUAAAGCAUAUCAUGAAACUAAAUUACAAGUAACAUGGGAUGGCAUUCCAAUUGGAGAAGAAGAACGGGUACGUAACAAUUUCGAAGAAUUUUACGUCAGAGCAAUUAAAAUUACAUUUGGGUUUGGUGCAGUUCUAUAG